AUGGAGUUUCUCGAGCUCCCAAAUGAGAUAUUAUCACGGAUCAUCUCAUUUCUUGACACACCGAGUCCAUUUGAUACAGACCUCUCUCAGAAGCCAGCUUUAGACUGGCCAAAGGAUAACAACUCGAACUCGAAACUGCGAAUCCAAACGCUAAAGAGUGUUUCAACCACGAAUCAAUUACUGCGGUCUCUCACGCUGCCACUCUUGUUCAGGGAUGUCAUCUUCGACCCUGUCUGGCUGAGCGACUUUUUAGCCUUCUUGAAGGAAAAAGACCUUGUGCAGCGAGUAGCAAGUGUCGUGGCCGUUGUCUCGGGCCACUAUAACCAUAUCCACCCCGCAUGGUGGGCACGAUUGCUCAACGAGGUACCAGCAACUCGAUUGCAUAUCAUUGCAGCACCUCACAUCCUGGCCGAACUCAUUGGAGUUUCUUCCUGGAGUACAGAUGCAUGGGCAUUUGAUAUACCGCAUCAGAUCCUCAGUCUUGAACAAUCUCCCGAGACCACGACGCAGCAAAUCAAUUAUGACGAACUCCCUACCUUUCUCAAUGCACGUCCAUGGAUUGGCUUGACUGCCAACGAAGGGUCAAGUGUGUUCGCAUACACAACCUAUGAAUACUUCUUUAGGAGAACACCAUCACUGCUCUCUGCACUGGCUCCAAGCAGCUCGAUCUCUGGAGAUGCAAUGUUCGCCAACUUGAUAAGUUUUGAAUAUGUGGCAAUAUUCCCUUUCUACAACCACGUGGACGAAGUGUUGAAAUGCAUCCAAAAGAUGACCUGUCUUCAGAAAUUGUCAAUCAAGCUGUGUCCUGAUGCAAACAGCAGCACCCUGCAGGAUGAGGCAGAGGCUGCCGGCGGCCAUCUCGACAUCAAUGAUCCCUGGAAUGAAUGCGAUACAUCGUGGAGGUUGAUCGCCCACAAUGUCGCAGCACUCACGAGGGUAGGUGUUCUUCAAGAACUACGAAUGGUCGAUGUUCAGAUCGAAGCGGUUAGGGAAGCAUUGGAGAGUACACUGGAAAGGAUUCUAAAGGACUCCUGGACAUAUUUCGGGCAAGAGUCCGGUCUCUGGCUCCGGAACCAGAAGUAA
This is a messenger RNA of Exophiala bonariae, 1083 nucleotides long. RefSeq lists its product as uncharacterized. The transcript has a single exon. The record is from RefSeq and is a predicted model, not a curated record. Bases 1 to 1083 code for a protein of 360 amino acids. Gene Ontology annotation, molecular function: protein binding. Lineage: Eukaryota; Fungi; Ascomycota; Eurotiomycetes; Chaetothyriales; Herpotrichiellaceae.